AUGAGUAGAAUCGAGAAUGAGAGAGAGAAAGAACUAACGGAGUUGUUCCAAGUGGUGGAGAAAGCAGCUGCUGCAUUGAAUGGAGGACCUGAGGAAAGCCAUUGCCUUGACGCAUUGUCUCAAAUCAAGAGUUUUCCUGUCACCGUCGAAACUCUCGUCUCCACCAAGAUAGGGAAAAACAUUCGACUUUUGAAAUACCAUCCUAGUAAGAAAAUCCAGGAUCUUGCUUCUGAUACUCUUGCGUUGUGGACUAAGACAGUUGCUGACCAGAAGAAAAACGGUAGUAGUAAACCUCCUCUUGAAGUUGAGGCCUUGCUCAAGUGUAACAAUCCCUUGCGGGACAAGGUACGUGAACUGUUUUAUGAGGCGUUCUGCAAGGUUUCUAAUGAGGCUAAAGAAGAUGCCAGGGAUCAAGUGGAAGCAUGUGAUCCUGUUGGCGUUGCUGUUUCUUUAGAGUCGGAAUUGUUCGAAAAGUGGGGGAAUACUAAUGGAUCCAACAAGAUUAAGUAUCGAUCGGUCUUGUAUAAUAUUAAUGAUCCAAAGAACCCAGAUUUCAGGAGAAAGGUACUUCUCGGAGAGGUGAAGCCAGAGAGAGUGGUGAAUAUGAGUGCGAAAGAGAUGGUGAGCAAUGACAGACAGCAUAAGAAUCAGAUGAUUAAAGCGAAGGCUAUGUUGAAGUGCAUGAGUGGAACAGCUAACAGCGGCACAACUUAUCAGUUCAGGUGUGGUAGAUGUGGGAAACGUGAGACUACUUCCUGUCAAAUGCCGACGAGGAGUGCUGAUGAGCCCACGACAACAUUUGUCACAUGUGUGGUAUGCAACAACCAUUGGAAGUUCAGUUAA
Molecule: messenger RNA, 843 nt
Organism: Dovyalis caffra
Lineage: Eukaryota; Viridiplantae; Streptophyta; Magnoliopsida; Malpighiales; Salicaceae
Source: the annotation of a GenBank genome assembly